AUGAAUGAGACAAUCGGUAACGUACACUAUGCCAUCACAUGCAUUAUAGUGGCCGGAGUUGUCGUACUACUGAUGGCCACAACAAUCGGUAACGUACACUAUGCCAUCACAUGCAUUAUAGUGGCCGGAGUUGUCGUACUACUGAUGGCCACAGUAUACGCCUGUCAUAAGGAAAACAAGAGAUCAAUCCGGUGGAGAAAUGCACACAACAGGUGUCAACAAGAGAGGGAACAAAUGAUCACAUUAAGAAUCUUGCAGUCAUUGUCACAAAACAGGACUCAUAGCCGAUAUUAUCCCGAUAUUGUUCCCUUACGAACUCUCAACGACCCGCCACCUCCUUAUCAGCCCCACUAUACACCCCCACCAGCCUAUCGGGAGACAUACCAACCCACCACUUACAUCCCAACACCCAAAUAAACUUAUUCGUGUCCAUAUGUGGGAUCAAAGCGUGUAUCCAAUAGUCAAAUAAUAUUUUAAACAUUCAUUUUUAAAAAUAUCAAUCAUUUAUAAACUCAUUGAAAAUAAAAUUUCAGAAACAUAUCCAUAAGAAAAUAA
Medioppia subpectinata is the source of this 555-nucleotide messenger RNA. The record is from the annotation of a GenBank genome assembly. NCBI's taxonomy places the organism in Eukaryota, Metazoa, Arthropoda, Arachnida, Sarcoptiformes, Oppiidae.